UGCAGGGUUGGGACUCGUCCUAAGUCCGAAGAUUAGUCUUAAGUUAGGAAGAGUUUCGUGAAAUCGACGGCUGGUUCCCUUUCUGUUGGAAUGUUGUCGGCUGAUGACUGAAUUCCUGAAGUAUUCCGUUAUUGUAUAGCUAGAGGUUACAUUGUUCUGAAGGCACUGUGUGCAUAUAUAUAUAGGCGCUGCGGCCUCCUUUCGACUCGGAGCUCAGGGUGGGAUGCUGACCGGGGCAAAUCACGGGAAUUGACGGCACUAUACUCUCACUUGUACAGCAGGACGACACCUGGACGUGGUCGAUGUGCUUCAUAUUGUGCUCUGCCUCUGGGCUCCAUUUCGUCAAGUUGUUAACCGAAUGUCUGUCCAACCGUCUCAAUCAUUAGGCGGCAACCUGCCAUUCACCUCGGAUGUAUCCCUGAGGGAACUUGCCGCUCAGAAGGAGAAAGAAUGGCGUGAGCUACAAGAGCUUUGCACCCAGUCCUUACAAGGAGCCGUCAAGGACAAGGAGAAACAGUUGGAGCGGGAGACGGCAAAGUUUAAGAAGCUGAAGGAAGAUUUCAAGUAUAAUCUUCGACUUCUUGCUGAGCGAGACCAGGAAUUGGAACGAUACGAUGUUGUGUUCUCGGAGCUGAAAACAGCAUUCCAGGCGAAGAAUGCCGAGGUGAGUGAACUGAAGAUUUGUUUGGACGACCUACACCAGACAGCGCAGAGGGAGUCUCAAGCAAGAGAUGAACUCCAGAGGCAUUACCAGCAAAGGAUCAGAGACAGGCAGACGGAUAUUGAACAAUAUAAGAUAGCGAAAGAUUUGGAGACGGAGAAUGAGCGGACGAACCUCGCCAACAUCAAACGCAACCUCCAGAGACAGGUACGUGAGGUGGAGGAGGAUCUUGAUAUCCAGCGUCAGGAGCUGUCGACAGGAUUUGAUGAAGUCUUACGAAGGAGGGAAAAUGAGUUUCGGAACCAGCUGGAUGAUCUGAGUGCUACUGCGCUUGCUCAUGAAAUGAAGGUGAAGUUACUGAGUAAGGAGUUAGAGCUAGUCCGUACUGUCAAUGAGAGGUCAUCAUGUCAGCUCGGUGAUGCUGACUCUAACGUACGAGAUCUGCAGAAACAGCUCAAGCAGAAAGAGUGGGAGUUACAUGACCAGGCUGGCAUGAAAGACGCAAGGAUUGCUGAGUUGGAAAGCCAGUUGGAGAUAUUGGAACAGUCUGUUAAAAGAGCAAUGGAGGAGUUCAAUAGAAAACACGCAGACCUUGAUAAGUACGCCCGGGAACGAGAAGCAGCCGUCCUGAAGAUCAAGGGCAGCCAUAGUGAGGUAGAGAGAGAGUACCAAGACAAGAUAAGAGAGUUGAGUAGUAAGCUUGAGAUGACGGAGGUAGAGAGGAGGAGGGAGGAGUGGUCCUACCAAGACGUCAUCAAGGAGAAGGAGGUCACCAUUGAAAAACUCCAGCAUGAGAUCGGGGAUAUAAGGCGGCACUCGGAUGCCCAGCUAGCCAAGGUCUCCCAAGACAUGGUCACUAAGGACCUUACCAUAACGACUCUCAGAGACACCCAGACCAAACUCAAAGGUGAACUGGUCCAGAGAAAAGAAGAUACAGAAAGAUACAAGAAGGAGUUGUCUCUAGCUAUAGAGAGAGAGGCUAAUCUAGAGAGAUCCAGGACCCAAGCUGAGCUGGAUUGGCAACGGCGCUGUGAGGACUUAGAAAGGGUGCAGUACAGCAAGUCAGAGGAACUUAUUGAGCGUCUGACCAACUCCAAAGAUGAGGCUCUGGCUACAGUGAAGGAGAAGGAUCGAGAGCUUUCACAAAGAGAAGAUUACAUCAGAGUACUGACUGCUGAUAGGGACCAUGCAUUCGCAACACUCAGGAACAACAAUCUACAAAUCAACAGGGAUAUAUUGCCGAGUAAAGAGCGCCAAGACGACCAGACAGGCUCUGCAUCACAGCAACUACAGGAAGAGAACAGGCUGCUGAGGGACGUCAUACAUGGCAUGAGGGAAGACAUGGAACAGCUCGGGGAGAACCAGCAAGGGGCCAAUCAGAAAUCAGCUACCAUGGCAGCCGGAGACGAUGGAACCAGUCAUCCACCAAUCACAGAAGGCUAUGUCAAGAUUCUAGAAAAGGAAAGCCGUGAUCUCAAACUGAAAAUCCGUGACCUUGAAGAGAAACUCGAAACUAAACGGCAAGAGAAUGUUGUUGAUGGGACACCUUUGAUCAGUGGAGCCGCAUUGGGCACCAAGGCUGAUCCGAUGGAUAACGCUUACAUAAGAAGUCAUGUACAAUCACUCAAUGAUACCAUUGGUGCCUUACGCUCUGAGAAAGUGACUCUCUCAGCUCAGUUGAAGAGACAGCAGGCAAGGGUAACGCACCUAGAGAGCAAUAUCGGUCAACUGCAAAAACAGCCCUAUGAGAAGCAAGUAGAGGUUGAGCAGCUACAGUAUGAGUUGACUACCUCAGUACGUAGGCAUGCCUCGGAGACCGCCGGCCUGAGGCAGAGAGUGGCGGAGCUAGAGCUCCAGCUGGCGGAGACAAGACGAGAAGCUGAUGAGUACUUCAAGGGAGGAUUGCAGACCAACCUGGAGGCUACCGCUCUCGGCAAUCAGGUAUCGGCUCUGAAGAUGGAUUUAGUUUCUAAUCAACCAGUCGUCGGAAACACACAGCCAGCCCUUGUGUAUCAACUUCAAGAAGAGAUUCAUUCCUUGAAGAUGAAGCUUGCAGCUAGAGGUGGGAGUGAAGCAGAGACAGUGCUGAAAUCAAAGCUAAAGGGAGCCGCUCACCACAUCAGCAGUCUAGCCAAGGAGCGACAGCAACUCAUCCAGCUUGGCAACAGGUUACGAUCGGAACUGGCUCGAUACACAGGCCCUGUUCAGGGACCGAGGGGAACCACUACAGCAAAGAAUGACGGGCGUACCACCGCUGGGGAGUUAGCAACUGAGAUCAGCGGUAAACUGAACAACUUGGAGAAGCUGCAGUAUGCACUCACUAAACAGGAGUUGCAGCAUGCACAGAAGGGUUUGGAGAGAGAUCAGAGAGAGACGGUGGUGAUUCAAGUCCAGCUGGAUUCAUCCUCAUCAUCACCGGAGUCGCCCCCAGAGACCGAUCAGGAACCCCAAGCCCAACCACAGUCUGCCCAACCUCCAAUUAGAGAAGCGUCCGCUCCAGGGCCGCACAUUCCCAGCCAAACCGAACCCGUUCAGUCCAGCUACGAAUCUCAAGACUCCCUGGAUACUAUGAGUAAGGACUCCUUACCCCUGAUGAUGUCAUCAUACGGUGGGGAGUCGCUACAGGACGUAUGGCAGAUACUGGAUGACGGGCGGAGUCCCACUUUCAUGAGAAGCCCCACCCCUCAGCCUCUCAUGUAUUAUGGAACAGACAAGUUUGAGUCAGUCCCCAGUAUCCCGGAGCGACCGAUGGGCCAUGCAGGAAGCUCUCUAGGGGUCGAGGGUAAGGUAACUCAUUUACAGACUAAACCAGGAAGAGGUAAACAGGAUCGACUAUCCUCCAAGGCUACUGGUCGGGUACAACCAAGAAGCGCCUCACAGAAACCACGACAGAAGAUCAGGAAUUAUAACGUACAAGAUGACAUUACCAGGUGACACAAUAGAGCUUAGAUCAGAGAUGCCAAGUCCAGAGGCCAGCUAUGCGUGAUAUUUUUCAAAGCUCACUGCG
Molecule: messenger RNA, 3668 nt
Organism: Asterias rubens (European starfish)
Lineage: Eukaryota; Metazoa; Echinodermata; Asteroidea; Forcipulatida; Asteriidae
Product: coiled-coil domain-containing protein 57-like
Exons: 19
Coding region: 359-3595 (1078 amino acids)
Source: RefSeq, a predicted model, not a curated record